AAAAUUCGAUUUUACUCCAAUCUUAUUGUUCUUUAAAGUCUUUCAAUUGUUUUCGUUCAUUAUUUUGAUUGUUACUUUAACUUUGCUCUAUUUUUUAAUUGUGUCUUUCAUCAGAUUCUAAUUGGUGUUAAAGGUUCACUGUGACAAUGGAUUCAAGUGGUAAUAAUUUUGGAUCAAAAAUGAGUGAAAGUGAAGUGACUGAUUCUGGUGUUGAUGUUGGUGAUUUGGAGUCUAUUGAAGAGGAAAGUAGCGAUCAUGCUGAUUUCAAUUGUAGAAGUUUUAAACGGAGAGUUUUUUGUUCGGGUGAUAGCUACGAAAACCUUAAAAAAGAGGAUUUACUCUUUUUUGAGAGACUAGAGCGUGAAAAAGAUUUAAAACGAGUCAAGAAUAAAUACCUGACCGACUUGUCGGACUUUGGUGAGAAAAUUCAAUCUCAUCACUUGGCGAUGAAGAGAAAAAGUGAAGUGAAAAAUGAACUUUACAACUCAAUUGAUAAAAUAAUCGCCGGUUUAAAGUCUCAAAUAGAUUCCUGUAGUGAUAUCACGUCUUUAACUUUGACUAUAAAUGAAAAUUUGUCAACCAUUGUCGAAACUGAAUCGUCUCAUUAUAACGAGUGUAUCAACUUCUUUGGUGCGUUUGCCAAUAGAGGAAUCGAUGUCUAUGGAUAUUCUGAUAAGUCCAAUUUGGUGGAAAAAGUUAAUAUGAAUAGUCAGAGAAGUACUGCCGAUAUCGCCACGGAUUGUGUGAAGGUUCUCAACUUUCUCAAAGAAAACGGUCCAUAUGAUGCAUAUGAAGAUGAAAUUACAUCACUACGAAUGUCACUCAUAGAGUUACAUGAGCAAUUCGAGGAGUUGAGAGUGAUAAACGAAAUGGAAGAACAAGAAAUUGAAAAACUGGACAAAGACUUAACGGUUCGAGCUGAAAAGAAAAAACUUCAAGAGCAACAAGAAGCUGAAGCAAAGAAAGCAGCCAUAGAAGCUUAUGAGGCAGCACGGGAGAAAUUGGUCGUCAUGAUUUGCUCGAAUACAGAAAAGCAAAAACAAUAUGCUGCCAUUGGUGAAAAAAUCGACUUCAUGAGGGUGAAAAUAAAGGAAUUACCAGAAUGCGAACAAAAACUGGAUACUCUUCAUGUAGAAAUUACUGAAAAAGACUCAGCUCUAACGUCGUUAAAAGCCAAAAAUGAGGAAACUAAAGCAAAAAUAAGUGCAGAGAAAGAAAAUAUCGAAGCUUUGAAAAAGAAAGCUGAGAUCAUGGACAAAGAAAAUGCUGAAAAGGUUCAGAACUUGGAAAGUAAAGUCAAUAAUAUGGAAAGUGAACUUCAUGAUAAACAAGUUAAAUUGAAAGAGUCAAAUAAGAAGCGUGAAAGGGCACGUGAAGAAUAUGAGAAGACUCAGACUAGAUUACAAACAAUCGAGAGCCGAUACAAAACCGCCAAAGACGAAGCUCGACGACAAAAAGUGAUGAAAAAGAAGAACAUGAAAGAAAAGCGUAAGCUCAAGGAACAGCUCACAAAUGAAAUCACGAUGCUCUCUCUGUCCUUGGGAAUUAGUCCCGUUUAAAUUCUGUCCAUUCUCAUAAUUUCCAAUUCAUUAACAAAAAAACUGAUCUCAUGUAUCAAUGAACAAAAAAUCUGUAAUAGAGACCAAAGAAAAUAUUUUUAUUAAGAAUCGAGUACAAAUUCCAUAACAUUAUAAAUGGAAAUAAAAUGUUCAGCCAAAUGAUGUUAA
Messenger RNA from Panonychus citri (citrus red mite), 1727 nucleotides. Its product is annotated as chromosome partition protein Smc-like. The transcript has a single exon. Lineage: Eukaryota; Metazoa; Arthropoda; Arachnida; Trombidiformes; Tetranychidae. Bases 147 to 1559 code for a protein of 470 amino acids. The record is from RefSeq and is a predicted model, not a curated record.